Molecule: messenger RNA, 1842 nt
Organism: Trichoderma aggressivum f. europaeum
Lineage: Eukaryota; Fungi; Ascomycota; Sordariomycetes; Hypocreales; Hypocreaceae
Exons: 6
Coding region: 1-1842 (613 amino acids)
Biological process (GO): nucleolar large rRNA transcription by RNA polymerase I
Cellular component (GO): cytoplasm; RNA polymerase I core factor complex
Molecular function (GO): TBP-class protein binding; RNA polymerase I core promoter sequence-specific DNA binding
Source: RefSeq, a predicted model, not a curated record
AUGGAUUUCUCUAAAUUCAGCAAGGGUUUCUCUGAUCUCAGUGCGCAGAUUACUCCGUUUGCGUCACGGACCUUUCAGUUUACCAAGGAGCAGUUGGGCCAAGCAGAUGAUCGAACUGAGCUUCCUGCCGACUACAUCGACCUUGAGAAAAAGGUCGAUGCGCUGAAACAAGCCCACCAGAAGAUGCUUGCGGUGACUUCGCAAUAUACCAACGAAGCCUAUGACUAUCCUCCCAACAUCAAGGAGACAUUUCAAGACCUUGGCCGAACUGUGAGUGAGAAGGUCAGCCUUCUAUCUUCGGCUACAUCUACUGCAGAGGCCCAAGCAGCUCUCGUGGCUCCAGCAUCUGCGAAGCCGCAACCGAAGACUUUCAACCAUGCCAUCUCUCGUGCGAGCUUAUCCAGCAGCCAGCUCCUGCACCAGCACCACACUGGUGCUGGCGAAGAUCCUCUGGCAACAGCUCUAGAGAAAUAUGCACUUGCCAUGGAACGAGUGGGCGAUGCGCGCCUUGCUCAAGAUUCACAAAUUCAAAGCCGGUUCCUAGCAGGAUGGAACACGACCCUCAAUACCAAUCUUACCUUUGCGGCACGUGCUAGAAAGAAUGUUGAAAAUUCAAGAUUGACUCUCGAUGCUGUCAAAGCUCGCGUAAAGGGAACAACCUUCAAACUAGGCGGUGGCCACGCUCGAGCUGAUCGUCCCGACGAAGCAGAGCUCAGCGCCGAUGCUCAAGAAGAAAUCGAGAAAGCAGAGGAUGAGUUCGUGACACAGACCGAGGAAGCGGUUGGCGUGAUGAAGAACGUUUUGGACACCCCUGAACCACUUCGUAACCUCGCCGAACUUGUUGCUGCCCAAAUGGAAUACCACAAGAAGGCAUACGAGAUUCUAAGUGAACUCGCUCCAGUCCUCGAGACCCUGCAGACUGAGCAAGAAUUCGUUGUCGCUGGCGUCUCAGAAGCGGAUGAGAAUCCAAGAUCAUCAGUGAAACAAUUCCCACACCGUGGGCUCGAUUUCGAGAGACAAGAGAGAAAAUACCAGUCUGGGUCUGAAUAUAAAGAACAGAAACCGAGGCUCCGGGAAGAUGAUCGCAAGGGCCAUCUGGACGUCCUCUUACGCGCGACUGAGCAAUUCCUGGCUCAAGGGGAGAUCGCGAAAGCAGCGAAAGCGUUUGGAAUCGUUCUUCAACUGAGGCCUCGGGCUGAAGCCAUCGACAUUCGUCUCCACGACCUCUGGGCAAUUGGGUCGGAGAUUCUGAUGCGGCAGAGAGAGCAGCUGAAGGAGGUUGAUGAGCAACUAUUGACUGGCAGCAAUGGCAUUCAAAUGGUGGCAUCACGGUGGGGUUCUUCCAGCAACAUGAGCGAAUUGAAGUCGUACUUUGAGGUAUUGAUUCGUCAGUACGCAUACGAUCAUAAAGCGCCACACAAGCUCUCAGCUGUCGACUUCUGGCUGGCCCUGCUUAGCUGCGAGUUAAGCACCAUCUACGCAGAGCAUCUGAGGGGCAUCGCUCAUCUGGAGGCUGAAACGAGACUUCAACAUGGGGUGUCUACACGUCAUGAUACUGUUCUGUCGUCGUCGCCCAAUACAAAUGAGUCUCUUGGUGGACACUCCGAUUUUGAGGCCGUGGACUCUGGGCUGCAAUAUGAGGCAAAAAUGGACUGGGCAAAUCAAAGAGAAGCAAUUUGCCAACGCACCUUGUCUGGCCUACGAGAUAUUAACCAGAGGACGGAAAAACUAGUCGACCAAUUGCCUUACUCCAAGAACGAGAGCUUCUUACAGUUAAGAGAGAUAACGUCACUUCUCUCUAUUGACUUGAGUUUACUAAAUUCUAGCACCUCAAGGUCAUAG